AUGAUGAGCAAAAACGACUUGUCUCUACAUGAACAACUCACGCUGGUGUACAAGGAGAUAGAAACACUGAGACAGAACCAAGCCAUAAUGAAACAGAACCAAGAGAACAUGAAGCAGGCUGUGAUGGACUGUACAGAAUUGCAAGCAAAUGCAGAUAAGCAGGUGAAUAUGACUACCAUGCAGGAAGGCAGCAGUUCUAAGCUAUACUCCUAUUUCCAAAAUAAUGAAGAGGAAGAUGAUGGAGGCCUUGACCCCUGUUUUUACUACACUGUGCUUGACCAGACCUGGAGAGCCACCAACUACACCACCAAGAAAGUUGCUUGCGACCGCAGUGUGCAGUGGAAGGGUUGGUACCGCCUGUUUUAUAAAGGCAAAACCAUUCAAAUGCCCGAGCUGUGUGUGAAGAAAGAAAGAUGUGGCACUCAUUCCCCGCUGUGGCUAGUCGGCGGACACCCGCGCAGACGAGAUGGCAUCGUCACACGCAAAGUCUGCGGCCACUGGAACAACGACUGCUGCGCCUUCAAAUCCCCUCCCAUCAAAGUGAAAGCUUGCAAGGGCAAUUACUACGUCUACCAGUUUGUCCAGCCAUCCACCUGUCACUUGGCCUAUUGUGCAGUGACAGCCAGAGUGCACUUCUUUGCCUCAUACCCCGGCACACUGGCGGGCAAGGUGAACCGAAUCCAGUACAAGAAGGUAUACGUAAACGUGGGACAGGCAUACAACAGCCGUACAGGUGUGUUUACAGCUCCGGUCUCUGGUGUCUACCAGUUCUUCUUCUCUACACAGAGUUCGACAAGUGGGGCUAAGACUGACCUGUGGCUGGUCGUAAACAGUUAUUGGGUUGCCGUGUCUCGUACUAAUGUCAGCAGCCCCAACUCAGUGGGGAAUCUGUCUACCUAUAUGACCACUCUGCGCAAAGGUGCUUUGGUAUAUGUGACCCAUAACUGUGGCAACUCCUGGGCUAAUUCUGCGUCCAAUACUAUUGUAUUUGGGGGUUCAUUGCUUUAUGUACAAAAAUAAAUGAAGAAAAAAUAAAAAUAAAAUAAUCUAUUAAUAUAA
Messenger RNA from Trichomycterus rosablanca, 1059 nucleotides. RefSeq lists its product as uncharacterized. The coding region runs from base 1 to 1020 and encodes 339 amino acids. The transcript is spliced from 5 exons. Gene Ontology annotation, molecular function: protein binding. Lineage: Eukaryota; Metazoa; Chordata; Actinopteri; Siluriformes; Trichomycteridae. The record is from RefSeq and is a predicted model, not a curated record.